UGUUUUAAUGUUGCUUUAAUACUCUAAUGUAAGUAUAAUUGAACUAUGGAAGCAAACAUAUGGAUGCUGUCAACAUUGUUUCUUGGCGUUGUAUUACCUCGUCUGACGAUCCAACAAACGACUGUUUCAACAGAAGGUUUGACGCCAGCGUGUAGUUCAGAAGGGCUUGAUGUCACUGGAACGCGAGGAACAAUUAUGUCUCCCAAUUAUCCAGAUAAUCAUCCAAAUCUACUCAACUGCAAAUGGCGUAUAAACACAGCAAAUGGAACGAGAAUCGCAGUGAAGUUUGAACCGUUGUUUGAAAUUGAACCGGAUGGUUCCGGCUGCUACGAUCAUAUUGAAUUCUCAGAAGAUACUGGAUACGAAUCGAUAUUUUGUGGGUUCGAGCCUCAUCCAAGUUGGACAUCAGAAAGUAAUUCAUUGGGAGUGACAUUUUUUACAGAUCCUUUUGUCACUUUUGCUGGAUUUUCAUUUAAUUGGACCGCAGUUGACAAAGCAGACGUGACGAAAGCAAAUACAACAACGAUCGUUGCCAAUUCGGGAACAAUUUCAUCACUAAACUAUCCUGAUAAUUAUAAUAAUUUGUGGGAAGAAGCAUGGAUUGUCGAUGUUGAAAUUGGAAAGUUCAUCCUUAUUGAAUUUGAUACAAUAUAUGGCAUCGAGAAAGGAACCGGGACAACGUGUCCGUUCGAUUCACUAACUUUUUCGGAAGGAGUCGAACCACCGAGUCCGUGGACCUUUAAAAUAGUCAUAUGUUCGAAUGAAAAUCACGGCAAACUACUCAUCAAAGAUGACGGCAUGUACGUCGUAUUCAAAUCGGAUGUUGAUGUUACUGGAUCUGGAUUUUCGUUUAAUUUUUCUGCAAUCGACCCACCAACAUGUGCUGAAACGAAUUAUCUCACUGGUACAUCGGGCACCGUAUCCACACCUAUGUAUCCACUCCCGUAUAUGCGCGACCUAAAUUGCUCUUGGUUCAUUACAACACCUGAAAACACGCAAGUUGCGAUCAAGUUUAGUCUAUACUUUAACAUAGAAGACACGGAUACCUGUUUUGGGGAUUAUCUUGAAAUAUAUGAUGGGCCUUCAACAAAAUCAGAGAAGUACCUGGACAGACGAUUUUGUGGUCCAUACCCUCCGAAAGGAUUUCUGUCUACAACAAAUCAAGUGACAAUUAAAUUUUUUUCAUCUCCCAAUGUUUUUGGUGACGAUAAUUUUAUGGGGUUUUCUCUCAACUGGACGGCAGAAGAAAUCUGUAAAACUGGUGAAUUUCAAUGUUGGGAUGGUACAUGUAUCAACGAAACAAAAAAAUGUAACGGUGUUGUUGACUGUCCGGUGGAUAACGCUGACGAAGUGGAAUGUAAGUUGGAAAGUGUGAGCAAAUGUGGAGUUUCAGACAUUGCUCCAGAAUUCAGAUGGGAUCCAAGAAUAGUAGGAGGACAUGACGCUGUCCCGGGAUCUUGGCCAUGGCAAGGCAGACUGUUGUACUAUAGACUGGAUAAAUGGGAGUUUACUUGUGGUACAGUGCUGAUUGCAGACAGAUGGGCGUUAACAGCAACACAUUGCGUGGACAAAGGAUUUGAUGCAUUGGUGGUGUUUGGUAAUUACAAUACUAGCGAAUAUAACGAAAAAACUGCACAAAACGUCACGGUUGAAAAUAUCUUCGCUAAACCCGGAUUCAACUGGAAAGACGGAAAUGGAUGGAGCGAGGGGAAAGAUAUUUCGUUGUUGUUACUUUCGUCUCCAGUAAACUAUACUGUAUAUGUAAAACCCAUUUGCCUUCCCACCAUGUUUCCUUCCACAGGAACAUACAUAGUUAUCACUGGUUGGGGUCGUACAUAUGUGGGCGCACCGGGUUCUAUUGUUCUUAAGCAAGCAUCAUUACCGAUAUUUCCCCAGGAUAAAUGUCUGAAACCAAUCAUCGAGGGAGGAGUAACAGCAGACGAUAUAUUUUGUGUUGGAUUUCCGACUGGGGGUGUUAGCACAUGUAGUGGCGAUUCCGGCGGACCAGUAGCCCAUCUCAACAAUGGCAAAUGGGAAGUUAUUGGACUAGCUUCAUUUGGUCUCAGAUGCGGAACAGUUCCCGGAAAUCCGUCAGCAUAUGUAAACGUGUCGGCUCAUCUAACAUUCAUAAAUAAUCUUCUGGAAACCAAAAAUCCUCGUCCAGUUUUACAGUCUUUUGUUAUCAAAGAUCAGACAAAUGGUACUAUAAUGUCACCGAACUAUCCCUCCAAUUAUCCGGCGAAUACUUACGUACGAUGGUAUAUAAUUGGACCUGAAAAUACGAGAAUAAGCGUGAGGUUUGAUCCCAAAUUUGACAUAGAAGGGGUAUUUAACGAUGUUUCACCGCUUUGUUCUGCUGACUAUCUUAUUAUCUACGAUGGAGCUGAUACAGGAUCACUCACGUAUCGAUAUCAGAAAAACUGCGGAACUAGAGCACCUCCUAAUUUUGAAUCCAACUCGAACUCAAUUAUUGCAGAAUUCUGGUCAGAUGGAGCUUUUGAAGCUGCUGGGUUUUCCUUUAAUUGGACGACAAAUGAUGACUGUGAAAUUACUGAAGAAAGAUGCCACAAUAAAACAUGUAUUCCAAUCAGUAAAAAAUGUGAUGGAAACUAUGACUGCGACGACAAAGAAGAUGAAUUUGAGUGUGUUCUGGGAAAUCCCACCACAACUGAAUGUGGUAAACCCGCUAUAUCACCAUCGUUUCCAUGGAAUCCUCUUGUUAUUGGAGGCCACGACGUAAUACAAGGAUCUUGGCCAUGGCAGAUCGGUUUAUUCCGUCUAACAGAAACUGGUUGGCGAUUUACUUGUGGUGGUACCUUGAUUUCGGAAUAUUGGGUUUUGUCAGCCGCACACUGCUUGAGUUUCUCUGAAAUAUAUCAGGUGGCGAUCGGUGCUCACAACUUUGAUGAAUUCAACAAACAUGAAAAACGACUAAACGUUUCUUUUGUAUUACCACAUCCGGAAUACUUUUCUACAAAUGAUAUUGGCUUUGUUCGUUUGGAAGAACCUGUGGAUUUCACAUCGGAAUGGUACAAACCAGCUUGUUUACCCGAGUCAAAUGAUAACAAUCUACCACCAGUAGGAAGCCUUUGCGUCAUAACUGGAUGGGGCGUCAUAGGUGGCACGAGGCAAGAAAACAUUCCUUCUACAAUGCAGCAAUCGUUCGUUUAUGUUCUUAAUGGAAGUGUAUGCAAAGAAGACUUUUACCUUGGCUUACCAGAAGAUACUCCUUUGGAUGCUUAUAUCUGUCUCGGUGAUUUGGAUCAACGAACAGGCGCUUGUUAUGGUGAUUCUGGUGGUCCUUUAGUAUGUCACGUUGGUGGUGUUUGGCGACAAUAUGGCAUUACGUCAUGGGGUAUUUCUUGUGGACAGAGAUCAUUCUAUGAAAGAAUAUCAAACUCUCUCGACCUAAUCAAUGAUGUUUUGAAUCUUGAAGUGUGUAAGGACUUUGAAGUACGUGAAGGUACAAGAGGAACUGUGACUAUACCUCAAUUCUUCGGAGAAUACAUCAUGGAUCUCGAUUGCACUUGGCUUUUGCGUGCUCCGUCCGAUAAGUUAAUUGUCAUUCGCUUUACAUUUUUUGACGUGGAAGACUGUAGCUUUGCUGAGUACGAUUAUUUAAAAAUAUAUGAUGGAAACACGACUGAUGCAAGAAUGGUUCGUGACGAAACCUUGUGUGGACAAGAUAGAUCAUUGAGAGGAUUUGAAUCGAGUACUAAUGAGGUUUUGAUUUCGUUCACAAGUGAUAAUGUUCUGCAAUACAAAGGUUUUGAGAUUACCUGGGAAACUGUCGAUAACUGCGGUUCCAAUGAGUUCAGAUGCUGGAAUGGAUCUUGCAUCAACGGUGAUUUGAAAUGUAAUAAAGUUAACAAUUGUGAGGACAAAAGCGAUGAGAUUGAAUGCCCUCAUUAUGGACAAGAAUGCGGCCAACAAACAAUUGUUCCUGAAUUUUUGUGGGCCCCAAGAGUAGUUGGUGGAAUGAUUGCAGUUGAGGGCUCGUGGCCAUGGCAAGUUCUGUUGUCAAACGAGUAUGAACAAAUUUUGUGUGGUGGAUCAAUUAUCAAUGAAAAUUGGGUUUUAACUUCAGCCGAAUGCGUUGCUGACAAAUCUGCGUUUGAAGUCAUAGUUGCAGUUGGUCAGUAUGAUUUGAGUAUGCUAGAUAGAUCGAGAUUGCAUGCAGUUACUCAAAUAAUUUUGUAUGACCCAUUCAAAACUUCACAACAUGACAUUGCUUUGCUGAAAUUGGAUAAAAGUAUAACUUUUCAAAAAAACGUUCAGCCAAUAUGUAUUAAUCUCGAAGAUACGUUAGUCACGGGAGAAACAUGUGUCGUUACUGGAUGGGGUGUUACUUAUGAUUCAACCUCUCUUGAUAGCUCUCAACUGUUGAGACAAACUCGCAUUCCAAUAGCAAAUCCUGAAUUUUGCCAAAAAAUCACACACAAUGUUGAGUUCAAUGGUGAUACAAUGUUUUGUGCCGGAGAUCUUUCGGGAGGUUCUGACGCGUGCUCGAAUGACGUGGGAGGACCACUGGUUUGUUUCCGUAAUAACGUUUGGAAACAAUUCGGAAUUGUUACAUCAAACUUGGGUUGUGGAAUAUCAAGGCUUCCAAGCUUCUACACAAAAGUAUCUUACUAUAAGGAGUGGAUUGAAGCAACAAUUGGAGACAAGCUACCCAUUCCAACACCGCCCACCACAGAAGCAACAACAACUGAAGAAAUUACAACAGACAAAAUCAAUCAGACAGCAUCCAUGACAUCUAUUUCGUCUUCAACGACAUCGGAAAUCUUCACAGCCGAGGGUACACCACCCCAGAAUGGCACAUCCGCUAUGAAUGCGUCAGAAACCACAGCAACUACCAAGUUGAUGACGACAUCAUCUGCUGCAAAAAUUCAUUCCAUACUUGACUUGGUAUUCGCUUUGCUACUAUGCCAGUCGAUACCUCAAUAAGUUUUGUUAACCUUAAGUAAAAUACAUGUCACUUUCUAUUAUCAUCAUUAUGCAAGUGUCGUAUGACACUCGAUAUAUAAUGCAAUAGUAAAAAAACAUAACGUCACAAUUCCAAAGAAAAGAGCUCAAGAAUUUAUAUAUUUCAGACAGAUUUUAUUUGGUUUAUAUUCUCAGUAUGUGAUUUCAUUAUUGCCAAUAAUCUGUGUAUUCAUCUAUUAAUCCUUACAACCUCCCUUAGUGCGAAGUUGCAUAUGAAUGCAUCUAUGACUAGUGUGACAUUCAUGCCGUAUGAGCAAACUAAUCAUUGUAGUUUAAUUUUUUUAUAUUCUCUACGCUAGUAAAUUAACAUUAAAAUUAGAAAAUGCACGUCGAAAUUUAUCUACAUCUGACGCCCAUGCAAUUCCUUAUCAUAUCUAAGCAGAUAUGAUUUGUUUAGAUAAUUUUGACUAUAUCUUGCACUUAUUCAUCGGAAUAUUAGUAUCUCAAUUAGAAAAGUCUUAUUGAAUUUCUUUUUGGUCAACUACGAACACCUU
Molecule: messenger RNA, 5480 nt
Organism: Styela clava
Lineage: Eukaryota; Metazoa; Chordata; Ascidiacea; Stolidobranchia; Styelidae
Source: RefSeq, a predicted model, not a curated record